ACCCAGUCUCGAAAUGCUGAACAUCUUCGUAAAUCGUUUAUGGUUGUUGACAUUUUGCACGAAGACUCAAAAACCUUGCUUUUCAAAUCUCGGGAACAGAAUCGGUCUCAGGUGAAACAACAUAUGGUCUGUGAAUGCGAUAACGAGUUCCAGCAGUCUGACCAUAUCCCUUCAAUGGCUAUGGACGAUUGUGAUACUCGCACUUUCACAGAAUUGGCUCACUUCUGUGCAGAGAAGAUAACCGAUGUGAGCACUGUCUCACCUGGUACGGAGUCAUGGACAGCCAGACCGACGGAAAGUAGCCAACCACAGAUUUUGCGCAGUAUCCCGGAAAACCGUGAUAAUUCACCCUCGGAAAGUCGCUCUAAGCCAUCUGAAUCGCACCAGAAAAACUGUUCAACGAAAUCCCACUUCGAAUCUCCGUGCGGUCUUUCUGUCGGGUCUAAGGGAAAGAAGAACAGGAAAGCACGCACAGCGUUUACCGAUCAGCAGCUAAGUGAACUGGAACACAGUUUCGACAGGCAAAAAUAUCUGGCGGUCCAGGACCGAAUGGAACUCGCUGCGCGCCUCGGGCUGUCCGAUAUGCAGGUGAAGACUUGGUACCAGAAUCGCAGGACGAAAUGGAAGCGGCAAACGGCCGUUGGUUUGGAAUUACUCGCCGAGGCCGACAACUUUAUGGCAGUGCAGCGAUUGCUUCAGCAGAGUCCCUACUGGAUGUGCCACCCUAAUGCUCAUUGUCUGCUCAGCAAAACCGACGCGUUCGCUGCAGAGUUGACCGGCGACAAUCUGAAUGACGUUCCUCCCCGUGACUCUCUCUGUGCUGCAGAAAUAUCUCCAAAUGAAUCUACGGAGAUGCACCCGAAAGGGACGAAAACAAUCGCUUCGGGUCACGGAAAACAUAGUGACACUGUAAAUACAUUCGUAAAACAAUGCUCUACAAACAAACCUUGUGUGAAGAUCAGUGCAGCAAACCAGUUCCUUCCGCCAGCCUUUACCCCAAGUUGCUCCCCGUCAUUGUUCACCGAAUCAGACAGUAUACAAUCACAACAGCCCAAUAACAAGACCAAUGCACAACUGUUUCCCAAUACGCCCCCAGAACUCUUACAAAAGACAUACAAACAGAACUCGAACACUUUGGACUUGCCAACCGAUCUUUUGUGGCUCUCAUACUACAUGUCCUUCAGUACCAAACCAGAUCCUAUAACCAGUAACACGGUUGCUAAAUAUUCUUCGAACACCCACGAUCGGUUUUUCCCCUCUUGGGACUCAUCAAGUAAGCGAAUUACCCGAGUUUCCAUCAACCUUAUGCCCCGCUUGAAACCAGAUUGCACGAAAUUAGCGAAGUACACUCAAUUGGAAACAAAGUUGUUUUUUUUUCGAGAGAAUCAUCUUGAACCCAGCUGA
This is a messenger RNA of Opisthorchis viverrini, 1404 nucleotides long. RefSeq lists its product as hypothetical. Gene Ontology annotation, molecular function: DNA binding; DNA-binding transcription factor activity, RNA polymerase II-specific. Bases 40 to 1404 code for a protein of 454 amino acids. Gene Ontology annotation, biological process: regulation of DNA-templated transcription. The transcript is spliced from 4 exons. Lineage: Eukaryota; Metazoa; Platyhelminthes; Trematoda; Opisthorchiida; Opisthorchiidae. The record is from RefSeq and is a predicted model, not a curated record.